Messenger RNA from Heterostelium album PN500, 759 nucleotides. Its product is annotated as esterase/lipase/thioesterase domain-containing protein. The record is from RefSeq and is a predicted model, not a curated record. Gene Ontology annotation, molecular function: siRNA binding. NCBI's taxonomy places the organism in Eukaryota, Evosea, Eumycetozoa, Acytosteliales, Acytosteliaceae. The transcript has 2 exons. Gene Ontology annotation, cellular component: nucleus. The coding region runs from base 1 to 759 and encodes 252 amino acids. Gene Ontology annotation, biological process: regulatory ncRNA-mediated heterochromatin formation.
AUGUCGGAUGAAUCACAAUCAACAAAAUCAACAACAACAACAACAAUGGGUAACUCUUUAAGUUAUGAUAGAUCAAAGAGUAUUGGUAAUAACUUUGCUGAUGACGAUGUUGAUAAAACACAACAAGUAGAUACUACUACUAGUAACACAAAUAAAAAUAAUAAGAAUAAAUUUGAACAAAAUGAGAACGAAGAGAAACAACAAUCGCAACAACAAUCACAAGAACAAGAGGAAUCACCUGUAAAACAACAAAUCUAUAAAAAGACCAAGAAAGAGAGUUAUAGAUCGUUUAAGACAUUACAGGAGUUUGGUUAUUUCUAUAAUGAUGAAGGUCAGUUGCGUUCGAUCGACAAUCCCAAUGACAAGUUUAAGUUCAUCGAUCAGGAGCACUAUGAGAUAUUUGGUGACUUUAUCGCUCAACAUGUACAGCUGCUAAUGAAAACAGAGUUCAAUUUGGAUGAAAUCGCUAUUCCACUGAAAGAGACAGAGGAAGACAACAUCGACCUGAAUAUCAACCACAGAGAACUUCACAAUGAAAACAGAAAAGAUCCAAACACUGCACACUCAAACAUCUUCCUCUCACAGGAUUUCUAUACCAACAGCAAGCUGAUGAUUAUCAUCUGUGGAAGUGGACAGGUUCGUGCGGGUCAAUGGGCAAGAAGCCUGUAUCAACGUUUAAAUCAACAACAAACGACUCAAACUACUACUCAAGAUGAAAUAGAUGAAGAUUCUACACAACCUUCAUCAUCAAAUUAUUAA